Molecule: messenger RNA, 1020 nt
Organism: Symbiodinium natans
Lineage: Eukaryota; Dinophyceae; Suessiales; Symbiodiniaceae
Source: the annotation of a GenBank genome assembly
AUGGCGCUGUCGUCAGGGCCCCUCGGUGGACUGGCAGGUGACCUGAAGCCUUACCAGCACGCCUGCUCCUUGAGAGACGUUGAAUCCGAAGUGGACCCGGCUAGCUUCGAGCAUUACGUGGAGCUGCUUCGCCAGGGCUCUGCCGGGGCUCUGCGUGUAGCGGCCGCGUCGAGGCUUCUGCAGCGCGAGGCGCACAAGACCUCCACAUUGGCCAAGGCCGCCUUGGGCGCCGCAACCUCGAUUCUGGAUCACCCGGAUGGCACUCCUGGCAUGCUCGCCAAGAGAGAGACGGAGCGUUACGCAAUUGCUUGGUGGAACCGGUACUUCAGAGACCUCACGAAGUAUGAGCCCAGACGCAUCCGUGCUCGUCGGCGCAUAGCCGAUGCCAUGGCCUCGAAAGAUGCAGCAGAUGCCAAGCUCACCGAACUCGAGUCCAUCAACAAGGACGAGUUCAGGCGGCAGCUUACCGAGCAGCGGCAAGACCUGCAGCAGCGAGAGAUGGAUUUAGCCACCAACACGCAGUCCACGCUUCAGAUGAAGAAGGCUGCUGCCGAGGCAAUAAAUGACAAGAAGAGUGCUGCAAAAUAUCGAGACAUGCUCGAUGACUACUGGCACAAGCGGGAGCUCGAGCAGGUCAGCGUCAUGGAAGCGAAACGGAACUUGAUGAAGCAGGAGCGUUUCCUGAUGCGCCUACCGUUUGAAAUGAAAACUGCAGAGCGCAUGGCCAAAUUCGCCGGCAGACGCCUGGAGAACGCAGAGAAAUCGCUGGGCUACAUCAAAGGCCAUCUAGAGGAACUGACAACUGCGGCUCCGUUGAAGCCGACCAACCCCUACGAGAGGAUGCCUUAUGUAAGCUGCUACAGACUGGGGAAAACCCCCGCUGAAGCUGGCAUUUCCGAGUGGCUCCUACUGUGUCAAUGGCGUCUGCCACGUGCCCCGCAGCAACGCCGUGGCGACUUCCUGUGCUCUGCUGACUGCCACCUUGUGACAGGGGGCGAUGAGGGCCGAGAUGUGAGCUGA